CAGGGACACACUCACAGUUUGGCUUUAGUGUCCGGGAGUGUGAAGAUCAGGGAAGAUCAAACUACCGGCUGUAGGUUGACCCCUGAGCCUCCGUGUCUCCCCUUCAAGGAUACAGGUUGCACACUAGGGACACCGCAGUACUCCUGAGCUCUGCCACCCUUGCCAAAGCCACAAUGUCACAGUUCUGUACAAUGCCAGCUGCAGAGAGGAAGACGCGCGCAGCGGCUAUUUGCCGAGAGGUCCACGGUACCGACGGGGACAUAAUGGAUCUGGGAAAGAAGCUCAGCACUCCUAAAGACAUCAUGUUGGAGGAGUUAUCGCUGCUCUCCAACAGAGGCUCCCGGCUUUUCAAAAUGCGCCAAAGGAGAUCUGAGAAAUACACGUUUGAAAGCAUCCAGAACGAGGCGAACGCACAGCUAAACAACGAUGUUUUAAGCGAGAACACACACGGUGUGGAAAUCAAAGUGGAUCCGCCGGCUGACGGAAAUGCUGCCAAUCAAGGAAACGCUGUUUCAGACACGACUGCAGAGAAGUUAAACCCUUCAGCGAUGCCCAAGUCCUACCACUCCCCGUGGGAGCAGGCGAUCCUCAGCGACCCCGACCUCGCCGAAAGCCUCAAACUGAGCAUGCCGGCACCAGACCCCCGCCCAGACCUUCCGGAGUUCAAAUGCUUUAACCGGGUGGCCACGCCGUUUGGUGGCUUUGACAAAGCUCCCAGAGCGAUCACAUUCAAGCUUCCUGCGGUGGACCUGAACCCGCCCAGUUAUCCAGAGCUGCAGGAGCCGGGUUUAAAGAGGCCCACCUUCAACAGGACGGCCCAGGGAUGGAUAUCUGAGGGCACCCAUCUGAUCCUCCCCACCAUCACCCUGGAACCCGUCAAAGUCCCAGAGUCUGAUGACCUGUAGGCGGUCUCGCUGUGUAACCCGGCACGUCCUGCUGCGGCAGCCGACACGAUGGCGAAGCCGUCAAUUACUCAUAAUCACAAGUCUGAACAAAUAUGUUGUCAGUCACGAGACACAAAAUGUCUCAGGACUGGUGUGUUCGGUGUAAACCUCCAGAAUGUAAAUAGCUAAAUGAACGUGUUCCACAUGAUUCAAAGUCGAAGAGCUUCCACCGACACUGAGAGCAAAACUGUCACUUUUAUAAAUGGUCACAUGAAUUGAUGAUGUAAUGUAAAUAAAGACUGAAACUUAUUUAUUGAUGGCAAAAACUGGGACAUGCAGCAAGUUAUAUUUGGUUAUUAUUGGGAAGCAGUAUUUCAAUAAAAUACUGUGAAGAAUCAUAUUAGAGGAAAAUAAAAUGAUGACGCUCGUUGUUCUUUUUUACCAUCAUGUAUAAAAAUCUUCAAAGGAAAUCUUCAUGUUAGAGCAACAAAUGCUUUACACACAAACACUAACAUGUCAAAUCAUCUAAAACUUAUUAUCAAAAUAAAAACAUCA
Chelmon rostratus (copperband butterflyfish) is the source of this 1439-nucleotide messenger RNA. It is a transcript of the gene myoz2b, whose product is annotated as myozenin 2b. Gene Ontology annotation, cellular component: Z disc; actin cytoskeleton. The record is from RefSeq and is a predicted model, not a curated record. NCBI's taxonomy places the organism in Eukaryota, Metazoa, Chordata, Actinopteri, Chaetodontiformes, Chaetodontidae. The transcript is spliced from 7 exons. Bases 174 to 905 code for a protein of 243 amino acids. Gene Ontology annotation, molecular function: FATZ binding; telethonin binding; actin binding.